Pleuronectes platessa (European plaice) is the source of this 3200-nucleotide messenger RNA. RefSeq names its product makorin, ring finger protein, 1 (gene mkrn1). Gene Ontology annotation, biological process: protein polyubiquitination. The transcript has 8 exons. Gene Ontology annotation, molecular function: ubiquitin protein ligase activity; metal ion binding. Lineage: Eukaryota; Metazoa; Chordata; Actinopteri; Pleuronectiformes; Pleuronectidae. The coding region runs from base 64 to 1353 and encodes 429 amino acids. The record is from RefSeq and is a predicted model, not a curated record.
UGUCACAACACCGGAGCGGAGCUGUCCGGAACAUCCGGCUGUUGCUCCUCAACAUAAACAGCUAUGGCGGAGGCAGCAGCAGCAGCGUCCACGGCGGCGACAGGAGUAACAGGAGGCUGGACCAAACACGUAACCUGCAGAUAUUUCAUGCAUGGACUCUGCAAAGAGGGAGAAAACUGCCGGUAUUCCCACGAUCUGACCAGCAGCCAACCCGCAGCCAUGAUUUGCAAGUUCUUCCAGAAGGGAAACUGUGUGUUUGGGGACCGUUGCAGGUUUGAACACUGUAAACCGGCAAAAAACGAGGAGCCGUCAACACCGCAGAUGCUGCCGCUGCCCUCCGCCGGCCCGUCAGACCCAGAACCCAGUGAGCCAACACCUGGCACAGGGGCACAAGACUGGGUCAACGCUGCUGAGUUUGUUCCUGGACAGCCGUACUGUGGACGGGCUGAGCAGGUGAACGGGGAGAGCUCCGGCCCGCUCAUCGAGGAGUUCGACAGCGACACGGCGCAGGACAACAAGCGGCGGAGGAAGCAGCUCUGUCCGUACGCCGCCGUCGGAGAGUGCCGCUACGGGAUCAACUGUGCCUAUCUCCACGGCGACGUCUGCGAUAUGUGUGGCCUUCAGGUGCUCCACCCCACUGACAGCAACCAGCGCUCAGAGCACACUAAGGCGUGCAUCGAGGCCCACGAGAAAGACAUGGAGAUUUCGUUCGCCAUCCAGCGCAGCAAGGACAUGAUGUGCGGUGUGUGUAUGGAGGUGGUGUUUGAGAAGGCCAACCCAAGCGAGCGCCGUUUUGGCAUCCUCAGCAACUGCAGCCACUGCUACUGUCUAAAGUGCAUUCGCAAGUGGAGGAGUGCCAAGCAGUUUGAGAGCAAAAUCAUCAAGUCUUGCCCAGAGUGUCGAAUCACAUCCAACUUUGUCAUCCCCAGCGAGUACUGGGUGGAAGAUAAGGAAGACAAGCAGAAACUCAUCCAGAAAUACAAGGACGGCAUGGGGACUAAACUGUGUCGAUACUUUGACGAGGGCCGCGGAACAUGCCCCUUCGGCUCGAAUUGCUUCUACAAGCACGCCUUCCCUGACGGGCGACUGGAGGAAGCUCAACCCCAGCGUAGACAGACGGGCUCCAACAGCAGAAACCGGAGCUCGAGGCGAACACCGCUGUGGGACAUAUUUGAUGAGAGGGAAAGCACCGACUCCUUCGACAACGAGGACGAGGAGAUGGUGACGUUCGAGCUGAGCGAGAUGCUCCUCAUGCUGCUCGCCGCGGGAACCGACGACGAGGUGACAGACUCAGAGGACGAAUGGGACUUGUUUCACGAGGAGCUGGACGAUUUCUAUGAAAUUUACCUAUAGCAGCCCCACCAACUUCCUCCCCCCCUUCCCCGCCCCCAUGUAUACUAGACACUAGAAUGGACUGUCUUGUGCGAGUGAUGGACAGUAGCUUUUAUUCCCCACCCUCUGUAUUGUGGCAGUGCCUUUCAGCAGGCCAUUAAUAAAUGAACUUGAUAAAAGAUAAAAGGAAAAAAAAAAAAAAUCCAACUUGUCGGUGCGCUCGUGCUAAACAUUUUCUAGACAUCUAUCCUUGUGAGUCUAUCUUGUGCGGUUCCUGUGAAAAGGAAAAAUAAGAAAAUGACAAAGUGAACUCGAUAUAAGAUUUAACGAAAAAUCAACUUUCUUCAAAUAUUGCUAAUAAAAGUUGUUAAGUUCAUUUGUGGGUGUGGGUUUGACUUGUUUAUCAUCUAGCCAGGUGUUUGUACAUAAAACUAAAACUCUGAGGAUGCACUCGAACUUACUCAGCACCAUGUACUGUAACAGUGAUGGGCAUGUUGUAAGAUUUUACAAAACGGUUUCUGAAGGCCGAAAUGUUUUUUUUCUUUAUUAAAGUUGCUGAGAGCCAAUAUAUUGUGCUGAUGUUUAAUAAAUUGACCAUAAUCACUUUCAUGUUGUACUGGAAAAGUAUUUUCCGUGUCCCCCUAUAGAGGUCUGUACUUUCUUUUUUGAAAAAAACCUUUUAUGAGACAUUUGGGUCAGAUACACCAAACAAACUGUGUGUGAAACUCAUGUAGGGUUUGUGCACCGUGCGGCAGUGGGAAGUCGUGCCCUGAUCAUCGGGCGGCCAUCUUUGUUACUGGGACACUGUAGUCACUGAGGGGCUCAUUGAAUAAGUUACUCAAAGAAAAAUGAAAACAUUGUUGGUUGUGAAAGUCAGGAGGACACUCACUGGCUGGAAUAGCUGAAACAAAUAUGGGCCAAACCUAUUUUGAGUUUAAGAAAUUAAGUUUCAAGUUUAUGAAUGUGUAAAAGCAAAAUUGGGAGUUGUAGAAAUAACAAGAAAAUGUUUCGAAAACUGAUCGGGUUACACAAAGCCUAUCUUCUGCCAUAAUUUGUAUAUUACAUGUAUUAACACAACUAAAACUUUGUUUUCAUCUCCUAAACUCAAAGUUAUUUUUUUUCAAAGGCUCCUCAACCAUUGAAAACAACAACAAAAAUUCACGCCCAUAGAGCGCUGCUCAGUGCUGCCUCUGGUGAUUGAAAGCUGUAUUGCAGCAAUACUACUGAACAAAAUGCACUGUAUCUUUAAGAGUAACGAAUUUUAGGAGCUGCUCAGUGACUGGUUGGUCUCGGUUAGCGGGGCCUCUGAUUGUGUGACAGGUGAACCCCACCUCCCUCUUGUCGGCACACCCUCUGUAAAGCCUUUCAAUUGGUCUGGGAAACAUACUAAGUGAUUUCACUGUAGCUAAGGUCCAAUGUUAUGUUAACGUUAGGAUUCUCCAGAUCCGUUUUAUCGUUCUGUGAUUCCUACCUGUAGCUUUUGGGUCCCACGUUCAUCAGCAAUCUGCUGUCGGUCAAAAUGGACAAAAUAAAGAUGGAGGUAAUUAUUCUCCCUUUCACUAUUCUGAGUCACAGCGUCUGCGGACGUCUGUGUUACCACAAGACAAAUCUCAAAGGUCAAUGCUUGUGACUAAAAACUCAUGAGCAGACUGAUGGUGCAGCGGGGUCAAGGAGCUGAGCGACUCCCUGUUCUGUUUCUGCUUCUUGCAUUGUGAGCUUUGCUGUUAGGCUGCUCAUCCACUGACUCCUGAUGGCGAGUCUCAGCCCGUUGAACUCCAUUGGAAUGCAUUUGUUUAUACUGAUAUGUGUGUUUUCUAUGUUCCACAGCCAUCCAUCCUAACUUGAAAUUAAAGUUUAUUAUCAACCUC